This is a messenger RNA of Dermatophagoides farinae (American house dust mite), 604 nucleotides long. NCBI's taxonomy places the organism in Eukaryota, Metazoa, Arthropoda, Arachnida, Sarcoptiformes, Pyroglyphidae. The record is from RefSeq and is a predicted model, not a curated record.
UCGGACACGAUUAUUGAUGGUCGAAUCGAUAAGAAUUUUACGAUAUUUUGAUCAGCAUAUAACUAGCGUUGGAAAUGAUCAUAGCAUAGAGCAUAUCCAAACAAUGAUUGGUAGUAAUUUAACACUAGAUUGUCAUGUACAACUCGAAUCAAAUGAUCGUCUUUAUUCAUUAAAAUGGUAUCGACAAUAUAAUGGCAGUUAUUAUGAAUUCUAUAGCUAUAUUUCAAACUCAAAUGCCGAUCAUGAGCUGAUAAUUCAUCAUAAGACAUUUCCAGGCAUUCGAUUACAUUUAAUGGACGGAUGGCAAAUUGAUGGCCAAAUAAUUCGACUUGAUCAGGUAAAUGUUGAUAGCGAAGGUAUCUAUCGAUGUGAGGUGAUUAGUGAUGAAAUGUUUCAAGUCGAUCGUAAGGAUAUCAAUGUGACCAUCUUGGUGCCACCAAUGGAAGCACCGCGAAUAAUUUAUCCGCAAAAACGAUACCGCUUAGGUGAACUUGUUCAAUUACAAUGUGUAAUGAAUACAACACCAAUAAGCAUAAUGAAAUCCUUAUCUUACCGGAUUCAAUGGUACAUUAACAAUGUAGCCAUAUCAAAAUUAAUCACUUGA